AUGGGUGUUAUUAGUACUCCAGGGUCUUGUUCACCUGCCACCACAGUGUUUGAGCUGCCCAAAAUGCAAAGGCACAUAUUUGAAUGGCUCACAAGUGGCAAAUGUGAGAUAGCAUUCAUGUUACUCCUACACCUCACACUCGCUAACCACGAUGAUGACAGCAAAAAAACCAAUACGUUUCAUGCUGACUUAGAUCCAAUCACACCAGUUACAAGUGUAGCCACACCUCACAGCCCUACUAGUUCUUGCCACUCAACUCCCAAAGCCGAUGAUUCUAUCCUCACAAUGGAUAAUAAUAUUCCUUGUUCCUGCAACACUCCAACACUGCAAACAAUCCAGACAAUGGUAGGACACUGGGAGAAAGAUUGGGAAUCAGAGGACAUGUGGAAUGUCACAUAUGAAGAGGUACUUGCGCAUGCACAGGCUAAUGGGGAACAAGAGACCACAAGGUUCCUUGAUGACUGCACAAAACAUGCUUUGGAAGGGAGGAUGCUUCUGGAUAGCAUCCAGGAUCUCGUGUACACUAACUGUCUGUGUUGCAGGGAGUAG
This is a messenger RNA of Suillus subaureus, 549 nucleotides long. RefSeq lists its product as uncharacterized. The coding region runs from base 1 to 549 and encodes 182 amino acids. NCBI's taxonomy places the organism in Eukaryota, Fungi, Basidiomycota, Agaricomycetes, Boletales, Suillaceae. The record is from RefSeq and is a predicted model, not a curated record. The transcript is spliced from 2 exons.